AUUUAGUUCCUCCUUGAGUCGUCUUACUUAUCAUUCUCCGUGCUUACUUUCGUAGUUAUUGUCGGAUGAUGAAUGUGGACCGUUUUUUUACAAUUUUGUUGUUAAUUUGGAUCAGGUGCUAUUUAGUACCUUCUAUUUACCAAUGAUUGAGGUUACUGAACAUUUUUACAGCUGAAAAGGAACAAAUUUAAUGAUAAGUUCAACGCUCUCAUCUUAGCCGUUUCAUCCCGGAGGCGAGUGAGUGCUUACUGAUGCUUGGUGGACGUACUUAGCAUAUCCUUAGCAUCGGUUAUAAACGCCUUAAUUUGGCCUAGCUUGAAUUCCGUAUUUCUUUAUUUAAGUAAACAAUAUAAACGUUUUUAGAGUUAAAAUGGCGAUGACUGUUAAUAAGUCAUUAACUCUUUUGAUUGGCGUAUAUACAUUAUUUAUCACGGUUAAAUAUUGUUCUUGUGAAGAGGAAAAACCUUAUUGUACCUUUUUUAACAACCGAGCACCAACCGAACAACCGAACCUUUCAAAUUGCACUUGGUACAAGGAUCAAUGCUGUUGCCGAAAUCCAGAGCUAAUCUCCAUAUUCAAAAAAGUAAAGCCACUGAAAGGGGCCACCAAGGAAUGCCAACAAUACCUCAAUUAUCUAAUGUGUUACAUCUGUGCCCCGAAUCAGCAUUUGUUUUAUAACCAGCAGCGACUCACGGUGUGUGAGGAGUUUUGUAAUGGUAUGCGGAACAGUUGCAGUGAUGCAAUCUUAAAAGGGUCAAAAAUCGGAAUAUUAUAUACGACUGGGAGGGAUUUUUGUGAGAGCCGGAGGUUUGAAGUGAAACCGGUAUCAACCGGAAAAUGCUUCACGUAUGAUCAGUUGGAAGACGACACCAAGGCGAGUGAUGCAGAGGCAAGAUUCCUGUGGGAUUUAAGAUUUGGAGUAAUUACAGUUUUGUUUGCACAUGUCGCCAAAACAUUCUUCUGAAAGUAUAUCAUUUGGUACCAUUUAAUACUGUAAUUUGGUAUAAAGUCCAUAGAAGCAAUGUGCAAUAGUUUAUACAGUAUUAUCUUGGUUUCUCGGGUAUAUAAUCCUUCAAAGUGGCAUAUGUGGAAAUCUUGAAAUGUGGGGGGAGGGGAGGGUUGAAGGUGAGGGGGGUCUCCAUCACAAAAUAGAUGAUGAAUAAGGUGAUAUGAGGUUAUUUUUAUCUACUUGAGCGAAAUGUUUUGCUUCGGACAUUUUCAUUGGGCGGACGAUAUUGGGGCUUGGCCGUGCGCAUCCUUAUAUGCAACUGCAUUAACAAAAAAAUGGGUCAAUAAUAGAGGUGGGCUUAUUCAAAACCAUCCUUUUACUUUCUUCUGUAACGUUAAGCUGUGCUACUUAUUUAAAUCAUGUACUUUUGAUUAUUAUAUAAUAAUAAUAAUCACGUAAUAAUAUAAUAAUAGUAGUAACGAUAAUAAUAAUAAUGAGUCUACGGAUUAUUAAAUGAUGUUGAUAUAUAACAGGGUUUCCAUGUUGGGAGAAUAUACAUUAAUAACACAUUGGGCAGUAUUUUGCCGCACAUAAACCAUGAGCAAAUAAAUUCAGGGAACGUCUGCAAGUGUACAGCCCAAAUAACCACAUCCAACUAAUAAUAAAAUAGUAAUUUUUUAAGGAUAAUUAUAGAAUUAAUAUAUUAUGAUAUUAAUAAUAAAACAGACUGUUUACAUGCUGUGUGAUAUUGGAAUCCAUUUCCUAUUACUAAUUUGACUGCAUGAAAUAUAAUACUUAGUAAUUUCAAAUGCAGUGCAGUAAUCAAUAAUGGCCACUUGAAAUUGUGAAUGCAUCAAGACUGUAUUAAACCAAGACAGCUUGCAAA
Anneissia japonica is the source of this 1835-nucleotide messenger RNA. RefSeq lists its product as uncharacterized. The record is from RefSeq and is a predicted model, not a curated record. Bases 371 to 964 code for a protein of 197 amino acids. Gene Ontology annotation, molecular function: signaling receptor activity. Gene Ontology annotation, cellular component: external side of plasma membrane. NCBI's taxonomy places the organism in Eukaryota, Metazoa, Echinodermata, Crinoidea, Comatulida, Comatulidae. The transcript has a single exon.